CGCGGAGGCCGAGGAAUAUACGCUGGCGGGGCUCGGGAGAUUUUUCGAUGGGCUGAGAUUCGCGAGGAUUGCCGCACCUGUUGUUUUAGUCUCCUCGUGAAAUCUCCGUGAAUUAGCAUUUUGGAGUAAACAAGUUUUAUUUUACUCUCCGUCUCGUCGAAUGAGAACUCGAGGCUUUGAAAUUGUCGAGGAAGCUACGAACGGUUUUUGAUUAUUUUGCUUAAUUCAACUACGAGUUUAUUGUUUAUUCAGCUACAGCACAUAGCAAUUGAACAAACAAUUUGAUCGCUGAAUCGGAUUCUUGGAAUUAAUUCAGGGGCCUUAAUUACCGUAGUUUCGUCUAUAAGAUCGAAGCAUCGUUUCGAAAAGCAGAUCAAUUGCAUUUUUUACUGCGUGUGCGAUCACAGUUUGGUACACGAUGGCCAGGGCAAGUAAUUAAAAUUUUUGAAUACUUUGGCAACGCCGCGAGCUGAUCACAUGACCUUUACUUUUUGCGGUUACGGCGCGAUACUGCAGAUGGCGCCAAAAGUCGAUUCCCGUAAAAUGUAUCUACUGCUACUCCUCGUUCGCGAACCGUAGGUGUGCUGCUCGAUUAUCGAGGUUAUGAGAAACGUUUGUUUGUCAUCAGUUUUAUGAUAACUUUAAAAGUUUAUUAUAACAUUACUUGUGUCACUGUGAUUUGUUGAAUAAAAAAUCAGCCAAAAUGAGGUUCGACAUUUUAAAACUUAUCGGUGAACACUCCAAGAGAUAUGCUAAUUUGCCCGACAGUUUCAUCAAACGAAAGAUGGAAAGGAUAUUCUGGAAAACGCCUGGUUGGCCAAAAUAUCUCCCCAAAACACAUCAGAAGAAAAGAUUUCGUUUUGGUUUGUAUCGUCCAUGGACAAAUGAAUUCAGGAUGGAGAAUCCAGCGCAUGAAAUCCCGAAAUAUGAACACGUAGAGCCAAUCAAAAAUUGGUCAUUUUUUCGUGGCGACAGAGUAGAAAUUAUGACUGGCCCUGACAAGGGUAAACAAGGCAUCGUUAAGGUCAUCUAUCAAGAAAAGAACUGGGUUAUUGUAGAAGGUUUAAACACUGUGCUAGAAAUGAUAGGGAAAGAAAAGGGUUUCCCUGGAGUUCCAAUUUGCAAGGAGAUGCCACUGUUAGUUACAGAAGAUGUGCAGCACGUUGAUCCCUUGGAUCUCAAACCUGCUAAGAUCGAAUGGAGGUACACAGAAGAGGGUGAAAAGGUUCGAGUUUCUAUGAGAACUGGAAGAAUAAUUCCAAUCCCUCCAUCCCACUAUGAAACUAUUGAUUACAAAACCCCUGCAUCUUACAUCGAAGGAGAAAAAGAUACUAAUAAAGUAGUGGUUGAAGAAGUAACUUUCAAACCACUCUUAAAAACGUUUGAAAUGGAUUUAAUGGAUAAAUUGAAUAUAAAGGAAGAUCGUGUGCAAAAACCAACAUAUUGGUACUAGUGAAAAUGACUCAUUGUGUUAUUACUGCAUCAAAGCUAAAAAUACAUUUUGUAAAUAGAAGUUAACUUUAUAAUAAAAUAUAUCUUAGUAUAUUCGAAUUCAGUCGUGUAAAUAAUUUCAAUACAAGUAACUGAAAAUAUAAUCAGGGUAAAUGUAGUUGAAUACAAUGUCAUUUAUUGUUACCAGAGGCUACAUCUGAAAAGUAUUUUGUUUUACAAAUCAACAACAUGUAGAAAACAAUUAGUAUAUAAGAAAGCAUACAUAACAGCUUGACACUGAGCGCAAUAAUAAUAUAGUAUACAUGAUAUAAAUCGCAGCUUAUUAAUUAUGUUAGCUCAUAAAGUAAAUCAACUAACGGGUUAUUUAGAAGUCAACAGUGCAAUCGUUAAACGUCACGCUGAAUAAUUAUCCACUCAUACACACUUAUCACAGCACGAUUUUCAACAAAACAAGCAAAUUAAAAAAAAAAUAAUUAAACAGACGUUUUAAAUUUAAAUAAUCCAAUAAUAAUAUAAUUUCUAAUACUAUCAACAUUUUUAUAUUAAACUAUGCCCUGGCGCUCGGUACACGUUAUACUGUUUUUUUCCGAGGGCCAGGCUAUUUACUUUGAACAGUCAUACAGUACACUCACACGUUUUACGUACAAUUGUUUUUUUUUCACUAACUAUGUACACAAAGGCUUGCUACUAAGAGCGAAAUGUUAGUACGGAGAGUAAUUAUUGUUCAGCGAUUAGCAUUGUUGUUUACUUUUCGAAGGCACUUUUUCGAGAGGAUCAAUCGCGAGGAAUUUCGUUGGAUAAAAAAAAAGUACUCUAUGCUUUAUGGAAGUACGCAUCUUAUGAUUAUUGUCGGACAGCUACGUGAUCCUCUCGUU
Nasonia vitripennis (jewel wasp) is the source of this 2327-nucleotide messenger RNA. RefSeq names its product probable 39S ribosomal protein L24, mitochondrial (gene mRpL24). The coding region runs from base 704 to 1453 and encodes 249 amino acids. Gene Ontology annotation, molecular function: RNA binding; structural constituent of ribosome. The record is from RefSeq and is a predicted model, not a curated record. Lineage: Eukaryota; Metazoa; Arthropoda; Insecta; Hymenoptera; Pteromalidae. The transcript is spliced from 5 exons. Gene Ontology annotation, biological process: translation. Gene Ontology annotation, cellular component: ribosome; mitochondrion.